AUGCCGGAUAAACCUCCCCCAGCGUUAGAACGUUAUGAUGGCUCCGCCGAUCCCGACAAUCACUUGCGCAACUUUGUAGAUGUCAUGGCGUUCUACACAGAUAAUGACCCUGUCAUCUGCAGAGCUUUCUCCUUAUCCCUCAAGGAUGAGGCCUUGGAGUGGUUCCACACUCUUCCACGGAAUUUGGUAGAUUGUUUUGCGACAAUUGAAACUCUGUUCAGAAAACAGUACGCGACCAACAGAAAACCGGAGAUGACUGCUGCUGAGCUUGUGAAUACCAAGCAGGAAAAGGAUGAAACACUAAGAGCGUUCAUGCAACGAUACAACGAGACGGUCCGGCGUGUGAAAGAUAUCAAUCACACCUUUAUCAUCAGCAAUCUACCUUCGUGCUUAAGGCCAGGAUAUUUUGCGGAACAAUUAUAUGCUGACCCUCCAGCAUCUAUGGAAGAACUGCAAUCCACAAUUGCAAAGUUCAUCCGCAUCGAGGAUCUCCGGAAUUCUCGGAAGAAGCAGCAGCAAGAUACCUCCAGUCAUGAUGUAAAGAAAACCGCAAAGCGAUCGACCAGCGACUAUAAAUCAGACCGACCACCCCGAAAAGAGUCAGGGUGGACGCCUAAGUACGAUCGCUACGCGACCCUCAACGCACCCAGAGCAAAGGUGCUUGAGGAGGCUUUGCACGCCGAACUCCUAACUGUGCGGCGACGAGCUACUCCCAAGAACGCGGACAGCAGCAAGGCCUGCCGCCUCCACAUGAAUCGUGGACAUGACACAGAAGAAUGCAACUUGGUGAAGGACGAGCUGGAGCAACUCAUCCGAGCAGGCUACCUCCAGAACUACGUUAAGGACAGAAUCUCUACCCGAGCCACAACUCCUCACCAUAAGGAUCCCUCCAGACGGAGCCCCGAGCGAUCGCCUCCCAGGGAUGACCGACGCCGCAGGCGGUCGCGCAGCCCACCCCGACGAACGGAGAGAGAACGUUCAGUCCGAAGUCGAAUUGACACCAUAUCGGGUGGAUUCGCUGGGGGGGAGUGUCAUCCUCCGCCAGGAAACGACAUCUAA
Molecule: messenger RNA, 1059 nt
Organism: Vigna angularis (adzuki bean)
Lineage: Eukaryota; Viridiplantae; Streptophyta; Magnoliopsida; Fabales; Fabaceae
Exons: 1
Coding region: 1-1059 (352 amino acids)
Source: RefSeq, a predicted model, not a curated record